Messenger RNA from Zasmidium cellare ATCC 36951, 1119 nucleotides. RefSeq lists its product as uncharacterized. The coding region runs from base 1 to 1119 and encodes 372 amino acids. NCBI's taxonomy places the organism in Eukaryota, Fungi, Ascomycota, Dothideomycetes, Mycosphaerellales, Mycosphaerellaceae. The transcript has 2 exons. Gene Ontology annotation, cellular component: cytosol; cytoplasm; eukaryotic 43S preinitiation complex. Gene Ontology annotation, molecular function: metallopeptidase activity; translation initiation factor activity; protein binding. The record is from RefSeq and is a predicted model, not a curated record.
AUGGCCGAGAUUGCUAUCAAAGACACGUCUCUCAAGGAGGUCCAAAUCGAGGCGCUCUGCGUCAUGCGAAUCGCCAAACAUGCGACUCAGACUUUCCCAACUCCCGCGACCGGAUUCUUGGUGGGCAUGGAUAUCAACUCGCAACUCCAAGUCACCAACACCUUCCCCUUCCCUGCCGCAGUUCCAGACGCAUCCACAACCCAGGACCAAUACUACCAGGCCGAUGCCGCAAGUCUUGCAGCAGCUGCGCCUCGGGCAAAGAGCAAUGUGGGAUACCAGGCGGAGAUGAUCAAGAUGGUCAAGGAGGUCAACGUGGAUGCACAGGGCGUGGGAUGGUACAUCAGCGCAAACAUGGGCAACUUCGUCAGCCAGAACUUCAUCGAGAACCAGUUCUUUUUCCAGCGGGCAGUAGAUGAGAAGACCGUUGCGCUCGUCUUUGACGUGUCGAGGACCAGCCAGGGCAGCCUCAGCUUGAAGGCAUACCGAUUAUCGCCAAGCUUCGUUACUGCGUACAAGGAGGGCAAGUUCACAACUGAGAGCCUGCAAAAGUCCAACCUCCGGUACCAGGAUAUCCUCGUGGAGCUACCAGUCCAGGUCCACAACUCACACCUUCUGACCGCAUUCCUCCAUCAAAUCCCAUCGCAACCCCCUGAGAAGACAGCCCUGGAUUUCCCGACUUCGCUUUCUGAGCUUUCUCACGACCCAAACAUCUCCUCAAAUCCACUGGCGCCAAACUUGGAUAGCCUGGACCUCUCCAUCGACCCAUUCCUCGAGAAGACUUGCGACUUGCUCCUUGAUAGCAUCGAGAACCACCAGAUCGAGCAGAACAAUGCUCAAUACUACCAACGAUCGCUCGCCAGAGAGCAGGCUAAGAUCCAGCAGUGGCAGCAAAAGCGCAAGCAAGAGAAUGUUCUCCGUGCGCAACAAAAGCAACCAGCUCUGUCUGAAGAUGAAUGGCAGAAACUGUUCAAGCUGCCUCAGGAGCCCUCUCGGUUGGAGUCUCUGCUGGUUGGCCGGCAAGUGGAGCAAUACGCAAGACAAGUGGACGGAUUCUCAGCAGUGGUCAGCGGCAAGAUGUUCGGUGUCAAGGGCAAUCUUCUGCCAGGCGAGCUGGCUUAG